Vigna angularis (adzuki bean) is the source of this 1850-nucleotide messenger RNA. RefSeq names its product calcium-dependent protein kinase 4. Lineage: Eukaryota; Viridiplantae; Streptophyta; Magnoliopsida; Fabales; Fabaceae. The transcript is spliced from 7 exons. Gene Ontology annotation, molecular function: calmodulin binding; calcium-dependent protein serine/threonine kinase activity; calcium/calmodulin-dependent protein kinase activity. Gene Ontology annotation, cellular component: nucleus; cytoplasm. Gene Ontology annotation, biological process: intracellular signal transduction; peptidyl-serine phosphorylation; protein autophosphorylation. The record is from RefSeq and is a predicted model, not a curated record. The coding region runs from base 180 to 1661 and encodes 493 amino acids.
GCUGCCCAUAAAGUGAGCUAAAGAUAAAAUUGAUUUUGGUUUUGGACCUGAUUCAAACGACAGUAAUUAUGGCCUUGACAGUUGUUACAAGACACUAAAAAUGUGGCAUGGUGAUCGUGGGAAUUCAGUUGGUAUUAUGAGUUUUGGAGAUUGUUAGGAGGGAGGAGGAAACUGGGAAAAUGUCAAAAGAUUGGAGCGCAUCAAAGAGCAAAAAUGUGUUGCCGCACGAGACCCCGGACCUAUUGGAGCACUACAUUGUGGGGCAGAAGGUGCUGGGAAAAGGGCGCUUGGCCACCACCUACGUGUGCACCCACAACGAGACAAGGAAGACUUACGCGUGCAAAACCAUCCCAAAGACGAAGCUUUUGUGCCAAGAGGAGUACGAUGAUGUGUGGAGGGAGGUUCAGAUCCUGCACCAUUUGUCGGAGCACCCCAACGUGGCAAGGAUACAGGGAAGCUACGAGGACAAGUUUGCAGUGCACCUUGUGAUGGAGCUGUGUCGUGGGGGUGAGCUUUUCUAUAGGAUCACUCAGAAGGGGUAUUUCAGCGAGCGAGAGGCUGCCAAGUUGAUGAAGACCAUUGUUGGGGUGGUGGAAGUGUGCCACGCUCAUGGGGUCAUUCAUAGGGAUCUCAAGCCUGAGAAUUUCUUGUUUGAUACCAUCGCCACGGAUGCCACCCUCAAGGUUAUCGAUUUUGGUUUCUCUGUCUUCUUUAAACCAGGACAAACCUUUAGUGAUAUAGUAGGAACUUGCUACUAUAUGGCCCCAGAGGUGUUGGGCAGACAGUCUGGACCAGAAGUGGACGUUUGGAGUGCUGGUGUUAUUCUAUACACCUUACUGAGAGGGCUUCCACCUUUCUGGGCAAAAUCCGAAUCAGGAGUUUUCAAACAGAUUUUGCAUGCAGAAGUUGAUUUUGCAUCUCAUCCGUGGCCAAGUAUAUCAGGAAGUGCUAAAGAUUUGAUAAAGCAGAUGUUGGAUAAGGACCCCAAGAAAAGAAUUUCCGCUCAUGAAGUCUUGUGUCACCCUUGGAUUGUUGAUGACAGUGUUGCCCCGGACAAACCUCUGGAUCCUGCUGUUUUGACGCGCCUAAAGCAUUUCUCAACAAUGAAUAAACUUAAGAAGAUGGCGAUACGUGUCAUAGUAGAAAGACUUUCAGAGGAGGAAAUAGGUGGAUUAAAAGAGAUAUUUAAAAUGAUUGACGAAGACAAUAGCGGGACAAUCACUUUUCAGGAACUCAAAGAUGGUUUGAAAAGUGUGGGAUGUGAUCUCAUGGAAUCUGAAAUUAGAUCCCUUAUGGAUGCGGCUGAUAUAGACAACAAUGGAACAAUAGACUAUGGUGAAUUUCUCGCAGCUACAAUGCACUUGAAUAAGAUGGAAAGAGAAGAGAAUUUAGUUGCUGCUUUUUCCUAUUUUGAUAAAGAUGGUAGUGGUUACAUCACCAUUGAUGAGCUUCAACAGGCUUGUAAAGACUUCGGCCUUGGUGAGUUGCAUCUGGAUGAGAUGAUCAAAGAGAUUGAUCAAGACGAUGAUGGGAGAAUUAAUUAUGGGGAGUUUGAAACAAUGAUGAGAAGGGGCGAACCAGGUGGUUGUAGAAGCAAAGUCAUGAACAGCAAUCAUAAAACUUCAUUAUUUCCUGGUUUAGGAGUGAAUGACUCAUCCUAAUAUGCUUAUUAAGAUCUUUAGUGCCGUUAGGAAACAUAUGAUAGAAGAAAAGUCAUAGUUAAUUUUUCAUACUCAUGAUUAUUAUAUAUUUUACAUUGGAACUCUGUAUUCGGUGACGUCAAAUAGACUCAACAUUCAUACAAGGUAAAUUGGCUUUAUCUGUUUGUGUUGAGCUAAGAGAAAGGAAAU